AUUAGUAUUAAAUUAAAUAAUUUUCGUCGAUCCAAAGUCCAAACUCAUACUUUUUCCACACCCAAAAAACCCUUUUAAAUAGACAUGUCCAUUGCACUCGUGAAAGACUUCUCACAUUCUUCCACCAUUUUUUUCCUCCACCAUUUUUUUCCUAUCCUUAUUUCUUCCACAUCUUUCUUUCCUCCUUAUCAUCACAAAUUAAAAAAUAAAAUAAAAUAAGUGCACCCAUAUUUAAUUGAUUUUUAUUUUUUAUUGGCCUUUUAUUAUUAUUUAUGGACAGAGGAUGGGGUCUCGCCCUUGAGAAGUCUGACCGAGUUGGGUUUUUCGGUAACAAGUCGUCGCUUUUUGGGAUUGAUUUGAGUCCGUGUUUGGAUCGUCCGAUCAGUACCAUGUUUCCGGUCAAAUCUGGCGGCGAGGAGAAACCCGCCGCCGCCGACGCGCCUGCCGGAGGAGAGCGCAAGGCGGUUUUGGGCGAGGUGGAUUUUUUCGCGGAGAGGAAGAAGCCUACUGUUGGCGCCGUUGUGAAGAAGGAAAAUAGUAAUAAUUCGGAGGCUGAGGGCUCUAAUGGCCGACAAUCGGAUGUUAACACUGGGUUGCAACUUGUGAUAGCCAACACGGGAAGUGAUCAAUCGACGGUGGAUGAUGAGAUGUCGUGCGAUGCCAAAAAUGAGCUGGCACAGCUUCAAGCUGAGCUCGAAAGAAUGAACGCUGAAAAUCACAAGUUAAGAGGGAUGCUUAGUCAAGUGACCUCCAAUUACUCGGCCCUUCAGAUGCAUCUCCUCACGUUAAUGCAAAACUCAAGAACCGAUAGCCCUCAACAACAAGAGAGAAAAUCUGAAGAGAAGACGGAAGAAAAGGGUAAGUCAAUGGUCCCCAGACAGUUCCUCGAACUUGGACCGAACCAAACAGGAGACGAGCAGUCGAACUCGCUGUCCGAAGAGCGGACUUUGUCUGAAUCUCCUCGAAACCAAGUGGACAACAUCUCAAAGAACAAAAGGGCGGGCCGGGAGGAAAGCCCGGAAUCCGAGGGGUGGGGCCCACAGAAGGCAGCCAAGCUGGCCAAGCCCGUAGAACAACAAUCUGAGGCCACCAUGCGGAAGGCCCGUGUAUCGGUCCGCGCCAGAUCAGAAGCUCCCAUGGUAAAGCAAUACAUCACAUCAAACAUUGUUUUAUGAAUUAAUUAAUGUUUUCAUUCUUAUUAGUUACUCAUUGAUUUGCUUGUGCUUGGAUUUUUAUAUUCAUUUGUUGGGUCGCGUGUAUAGAUUUCGGACGGAUGCCAAUGGAGAAAAUACGGUCAGAAAAUGGCAAAGGGAAAUCCGUGCCCGCGAGCUUAUUACCGGUGUACGAUGGCUGUCGGAUGUCCAGUUCGCAAACAAGUCCAAAGAUGCGCGGAGGAUCGGACUAUCCUAAUCACGACUUACGAGGGGACCCACAACCACCCGUUGCCGCCAGCCGCCAUGGCCAUGGCAUCGACCACCUCAGCCGCCGCCAGCAUGCUCCUCUCCGGCUCGAUGCCGAGUUCAGACAACCUAAUGAACCAUAAUUUCCUUGCAAGAACAAUUCUCCCGUGCUCGUCGGCUGCCAGCAUGGCAACCAUCUCUGCCUCCGCCCCUUUCCCAACCGUAACCCUCGACCUCACCCAAUCACCCAACCCAAUGCACUACCAAAGGCCAACUCCACCGGCGGCGGCCCAAUUCCAAGGCCCAUCACCUUUUGGGCCGGGCCUUUACAACCAGUCCAAGUUCUCGGGCCUUCAAAUGUCGCGUGAUGCUGGCAAUGAGGUGGUUCAGUUGCCACAUCAUCCUCUGACUCAGCUUGCUCCCGACACGCUGAGUGCUGCCACGGCCGCAAUAACGGCCGACCCGAAUUUCACGGCGGCUUUGGCGGCGGCCAUCUCGUCGAUUAUCAGUGGCGGCGGCUACACCCAAAACAACAACCCUAAUCCUCAUCCGAAUAACAGUAACGGUCCCAACAUAAAUUGAUUUAAUAUUCUAUUUAAAUUCAACAGUUCAUUUGUUAUUAGCCUCUUUUUUUUUUCCAUACUUCAAUUAUGGGGUAUAUUGUGGAUUAAAUGACAUGUUCAUAUAGUUGUUUUUUUGUUUUUGUUUUGUUUUUAUGUAAUAGUCGGGGGCAAAGGUGUAGCCAGGACUCAGAGGAUACACAUUCUUUUGUUAUUGUUUUUUCAACUUUCCUAAAUAUUAUCAUAUAUAUGUAUCUACCCGUUUUAAUAUUCGGACAUCCAAUAUUAUGUCUCAAUUACUUUUUUUUACAAGUUACUGAGAUCGACGUUCAUACUUUUUUUUUAUAGAUA
Messenger RNA from Striga asiatica, 2311 nucleotides. The record is from the annotation of a GenBank genome assembly. NCBI's taxonomy places the organism in Eukaryota, Viridiplantae, Streptophyta, Magnoliopsida, Lamiales, Orobanchaceae.